CCUGACCGCCAUGGCCGUCCCCAAGUCCAAGCCCGCCCAGGUCAAGGACACUGGUGCGAAGUUCAGCGCCUCUGACCUGGCCGAGCUCACCGAGACCGCCGCUCUGGCCUCAGCUGCCCUGACCCACCGCCCGGUGGCGCAGGGCAACCGCAAGAACGCCCGGCGCCUGCAGCAGCGCGUGGACGAGAUCACCUCCAAGGCGGAGGGCAAGGCCAAGCCGGAGUCCGAGUCCGAGCCCAAGGCCGCCAAGCCCAAGGCCGCCAAGCCCAAGGCCGCCAAGCCCGACUCCAAGCCGACCAAGACUCCCCUGAAGGAGGCCAAGAUGGCCGGCAAGGCGUCCGUCCGUGCGGAGAAGCAGCCCAAGAAGCAGAAGCCCAAGGAUGCGCCCAAGGGCCCGGCUCAGCCGCCCCCCACCAAGGCCCAGAUCUCCAGCUCGACUCUCUUCAUUCGAAACCUGAGCUUCUCCACCACCAACAAGGAUCUGGAGGACUUCUUCGGCGAGCUUGGCCCCAUCAAGUGGGCCUUCGUUGUGGCCAACCCCAAGAACCCGUCCGAGAACCGUGGCUUCGGCUAUGUCCAAUAUGUCAUUUUGGAGGAUGCCGUCACCGCUCGAAAGGAGCUCGACAGCAAGGAGCUCAACGGUCGCAAGCUCUUCGUGCGUUUCUCCAAGGACAAGGAUGGCGCCUCGGGCGAAUCGUCCUCCGACGGGGCCAGUGCCACUUCCGCCAAGUCGGCCAAGCCGAUGAAGCUGGCCGAUGCGGUGGCCGCCCCGGCUGCCUCGGUGAAGAUCUCCAAGCUCAAUAAGAAGGUGAAGAAGAUCCUGGAGAACGCCACCCGACUGAUUGUGCGCAACUUGUCCUUCGACACCACCGAGGCCGAGCUUCAUGGGGUCUUUGGCAUGUUGUCCGCUGCCCCGGUUCUGGACAUCAACUUCCCCCUGAAGCCGGACGGUUCGUCGCGCGGCUUCGCGUUCGUGUCCUUCAAGUCCCACGAGGACGCCGCAGCCGCCAUGAAGGUGGUCAAUGGACAUCGCCUGCACACCCGUGCCCUGGCCGUGGACUUCUCUCUGCCGAAGGAUGACUAUGAGCUGGUCAAGUCGGUUACCGCCCAGAAGGACGCCCCGGCGUCUGACUCUGAAUCCGAGGAGGAGGAGGAGGAGGAGGAGGGGGCCGACUCCGAUGCCGACUCUGAGGCGGAGGCCGGUUCCGAUUCCGAGGCCGACGACGAUGACGUCGACCAGGACACCGCCAGCGACGAGGACGACGAGGACAAUGCGCCCAAGACUUCCAAGGCCUCCGACGUGGAUGAGGGCCGCACGGUCUUUGUGCGCAACGUCUCCUUCGAGUCGACGCAGGAGGACGUCCAGACGGCCCUGGCCAACUUUGGCAAGAUUGCCUUCUGCCUGCUGGUCAAGGACCGGGCCACCGGUCGCAGCCGCGGGACGGCCUUCGUGAAAUUCGCACACGCGGACUCCGCCCGGGCCUGCCUGGCCGAGAGUGAGGCCAUGCGCGCGGCCGAGGCCGCCGGCAGCACCAAGGCCGCGGCCAAGGCCAAGAAGCCCACCUUCUCUUCCAUCAUCCCCACCAGCGCGGCCACCAAGAGCCACCUGUAUGUGGGCGGGCGUCUGCUGGAUGUGGUGGAGGCCGUCGACCGGUCCCAGGCCACGGCCCUGACCAAUGAGGGGCUCGUGCAGAAGACCCGCAAGCUGGACACCCGGAACCUGUACCUGUCGCGCGAGGGCGAGAUCGACCUCCAGAGCCCGGCCGGCAAGCAGCUGUCGGCCGGCGACCAGGCCAAGCGCGCCCGGGCCCAGGCCGAGCGUCGUGCCAAGCUCAAGAGCCCCAACAUGUUUGUCAGCAAGACGCGCCUGCUUGUGCGCAACAUCCCCCUUCAGUGGAAGGAUGCCGAGCUUCGCAGUGCGCUGGUGGCCGGGGUGCAGAAGCGCCGCGAGCAGUACGCCGUCGCUCCCGCCACCCAGGACGAGGCCCAGCAGGAGGGCAAGAAGCCGGCCGCCCGCACGGUCAACGCCUCCUACCCGAAGGACGAGCUGGAGGGCGUGACCCGGCCGCUGGUGGCCCCGGUCAUUCGGCAGUGCAAGAUCGUGCGCGAGCGUGCCGGCUCCGGCGGCCGUCCCGACCCGAAUGACAGCUCCCUCGGCCGGUCGGCCGGGUAUGGCUUCGCGGAGUUCGCCACGCACGGCGACGCCCUGGCCGCCCUGCGUGCCCUGAACAACCACCCGACUGCCUUCGGCCCGGGCAGCAAGUCCCGCCGGCCGAUUGUGGAGUUUGCCAUCGAGGAUGUCCGCGUGCUGAAGGCCCGCACGGCCCGGGUGGAGCGCUCCGGCGACCGGUCGCGCGCCAUCGCCUCGGGCCAGCUGGACCCGGAGGCGGAGCGCCGCGAGCGCGAGGAGGCCCGCCUGCGUGCCAAGGAGGCCAAGAAGGCCGAGUCCCAGGCCCCCGGCGGCCGGAAGCGCAAGGCCCCCUCGGCCGCCGGUGGGGAUGCCGGUCGCGCCGGCGGUGCCAAGCGCCAGCGCCAUGACGGCCCCUCGUCCUCGGCCGAUGGCGGCAGCCGCCCCCAGCGGAAGUUCCAGAAGGCCAUGCGCCCCUCGAAGAAGUGAAGAUCACCCGAUAGACCGCGCGCUCCCAUGUGAUCUCCGCCGGGGGUGCCCCUUGUGAAUGCAUUGCCUCGCAAGCGCGA
Messenger RNA from Fonticula alba, 2697 nucleotides. RefSeq lists its product as hypothetical. The coding region runs from base 11 to 2617 and encodes 868 amino acids. Gene Ontology annotation, molecular function: RNA binding. The record is from RefSeq and is a predicted model, not a curated record. Lineage: Eukaryota; Rotosphaerida; Fonticulaceae. The transcript is spliced from 5 exons.